AUGCACAUAUUGCAUGAAGCAGAAGCGCCUCCAGCAAAACCAGCAGCAGCAGCAGCAGCAGCAGCAAGCAGCAGCAGCCAACAGCAGCAGCAAACAAAACUGAAGGAGGAGCAACAAAACCACAACAGCAGCAGCACCAACACAGCAACAACACAUCAGCAGCAGCAGCAGCAGAAACACAGCAGAAGCACAGCAGCAGCAACAGCGCACCAGCAGCAGCACACCAGCAGCAGCAGCAGCAGCAGCAGCAGCACCUCUUUGACGGCCUCCAUGAGGCAGCAGUAG
This is a messenger RNA of Eimeria tenella, 285 nucleotides long. RefSeq lists its product as uncharacterized. Bases 1 to 285 code for a protein of 94 amino acids. NCBI's taxonomy places the organism in Eukaryota, Apicomplexa, Conoidasida, Eucoccidiorida, Eimeriidae. The record is from RefSeq and is a predicted model, not a curated record. The transcript has a single exon.